UAUGAGUGUAGUAGAAUUACAGUUAGUGGGAAGGUUUACAUAUUUCUGGUGUACAAACGAUUUUUUGUAAUUCUGUAAUACAUUUGAGUGAGUGAAUAAGGAGUACAGUAUUCGCUGGGAAGCAGCGGCGUGGUAGGUGGUGGCGAGGCAGAUACACCGCCAGCAGUCGUACGACACUCAGCGUUAACUUUUCAGAUUAUCAUCUUGAGCCAAUCUGAUACUCUCUUCAUCGCCAUGGCAAGUUUAAAAACGAUAAUCAGAGGAGGUCAAAUGUGUCUGAAGAGGUGUUACGCAACUGGCUCACAGUUAGUUGAAGUAACACGAGACAGUGACACAGGAAUCGAUAUUAUAUCUAUGGCAAGGGCACCAGUUAACAGUUUAAAUACAGAGCUACUAAACUCACUGAAAGCAUCUCUAUUGGAAGCGAAGAACUCACGUAGCAAAGGUGUCAUAUUGACGUCGUCCUUGCCAACUAUAUUUUCAGCGGGAAUAGAUCUCAUGGAGAUGUAUAACGCUGAUAAAAAUAAACUCGCUACCUAUUGGCAGGCGUUGCAAGAUGCUUGGCUGACCCUAUAUACUAUGGAGGUUCCAACAGUUGCUGCAAUCAAUGGUGCCAGUCCUGCCGGAGGUUGUCUGCUUGCAAUAUCUACUGAGUACAGAGUUUUCGUUCAAGGCAAACAUUCUAUUGGACUGAACGAAACGCAAUUAGGUCUCGUCGCCCCGAAAUGGUUCAGAGAUCUGUAUAUCUCGUUGUUGGGCUACCGAAAAGCCGAGCUUGCGCUAUUAAAAGGGUCACAAUUUAAAGUCGAGAAGGCAUUGGAAAUCGGUCUCGUGGACGAACUAGCUAAAGACAAAGCGGACGCUAUUGAAAAGAGCAAAGAUUACAUAUUAUCUUUUGAGAAUAUACCAAAACUUGGCAGGACUCAGACCAAGUUAGCUAUGCGAGAGAACCUAAUCGAGUGGUUUAAAAAAAAUAAAGAGGCUGAUACUGAAGUCUUCGUAAAUCUGAUACAAUUGCCAGAGAUACAGAAUGGCCUUAAACGUUACAUCGAGUUUUUAAAACAGAAGCAACAAUAAUUACUUCGGUGAGGGAAGAUAUUCAGAUUUUAUAUUCUUAUAUUAGAUUUUGUAUUCUUGAAUAGUGCCUUUGUAUGCAGAUUUUCAUGGUUUUACAUAAAUAUAUAUUUUGACUUUGUUACUUGAAACUUA
This is a messenger RNA of Dinoponera quadriceps, 1209 nucleotides long. Its product is annotated as enoyl-CoA delta isomerase 1, mitochondrial-like. Lineage: Eukaryota; Metazoa; Arthropoda; Insecta; Hymenoptera; Formicidae. Gene Ontology annotation, biological process: fatty acid beta-oxidation. The transcript is spliced from 7 exons. Gene Ontology annotation, cellular component: mitochondrion. The record is from RefSeq and is a predicted model, not a curated record. Gene Ontology annotation, molecular function: enoyl-CoA hydratase activity. The coding region runs from base 235 to 1077 and encodes 280 amino acids.